AGUGAAAGUCAGUGACCCCGCAGGAGGGACCAGCUGCCAGCCUUAUCUGCGGUACAUGGGAGUAUCAGAGCGAGUUUGUGGCUGUCGGUUGUCGCAGCCAUGAACUGCCUGAGAGCGCUGCGUCUGUCCAGCUCCGUCCAGCUGAUCGUCAAAAACACAGACGCGGUGAAGAAGGUGUUCAUCAUCCAGUCAGCAUGUUGUCUGAGCACAAAAUCCACAGCGGCGUCCCUGCGACGACCACUGCCUGCGCACUUGGACCGUUUCCAUCACAAAAUGAAUGCCUAUUCAAAGUCUGCAAGCUCUGGAGUGGAAGAAAUGCUUUUCUACACCAUCACAGAGGGAAAAGAGCAAGUCCCCAUUUCAUACUUUACCUCAGCCCUGAAGAGAACCGGCCUUCACCCAUUAGACCCUCGUCUGAAGGACUGCAUGGAGAAGCUUCGGCAGGCUGUGAAGGACUCUGCUGGUGAGGUGAUGAUGGACAAAGACCUUUUCCACAGGUGUGUCGGUGGAAACAUCGUCCUGCUGAUCCAGGCCUUCAGAAAGAAAUUCAUCAUCCCUGAGUUUGAUGUGUUUGCUCGAAAGAUAAAUGAAAUCUACAACACAGUGCAAAACCAAACUGAUGGGAAGGUUGCAGACUACAUUCCCCAGCUGGCAAAGUUCAGCCCAGAACUGUGGGGUGUGUCUUUGUGUACAGUGGAUGGCCAGAGGCAUUCAGUAGGCGACACCAAGCAGCCGUUCUGCCUGCAGUCGUGUGUGAAGCCCCUCCAGUAUGCCAUCGCCGUCCACGAGGCGGGAACAGAAAAGGUUCACCGUUAUGUAGGCAUGGAGCCGAGUGGAUUCAAGUUCAACAUGCUUUCGCUUGAUGAUGAAGAUAAGCCCCACAACCCCAUGGUGAAUGCUGGAGCCAUAGUGAUCAGCUCUCUUAUCAAGCCUCGUUCCAAUAAGGCAGAGAAGUUUGACUAUGUUAUGGAGUUUGUGAAAAAAAUGUCAGGCCAAGAGUAUGUGGGAUUCAGCAACGCCACGUUCCAGUCAGAAAAAGAAACAGGCGACAGAAAUUUUGCCAUUGGAUACUACAUGAAGGAGAAAAAGUGUUUUCCCCCGGGAGCAGAUAUGAUCGACAGCCUGGACUUCUACUUCCAGCUUUGCUCCAUUGAGGUGACCUGCGAAUCAGGAAGUAUCAUGGCUGCCACUUUGGCUAACGGAGGGAUCUGUCCAAUCACAGGCGAGCGUGUCCUGAGUGCCGAAGCAGUGCGAAACACUUUGAGUCUCAUGCACUCGUGCGGCAUGUAUGACUUCUCUGGCCAGAUGGCUUUUCAUGUGGGCUUGCCGGCCAAAUCCGGGGUUUCCGGUGCAAUACUGCUGGUGAUACCCAACGUCAUGGGAGUGAUGUGUUGGUCUCCACCACUGGACAGAGUUGGAAACAGCGUCCGGGGAAUACACUUCUGUGAGGAGCUCGUGUCACUCUUCAAUUUCCACAAUUAUGACAACUUGAGGCACUUUGUAAAGAAGCAUGACCCUCGCAGGCCGGAUGGAGACGACAGGAACAAGUCUGUUUUCAAUUUGAUGUUCGCCGCCUACAGUGGAGAUGUGUCGGCCCUGAGAAGGUUCGCGCUGUCAAACAUGGACAUGGACCUGAAAGACUACGAUUCUCGAACAGCGCUACAUAUCGCUGCAGCAGAGGGUCACAUAGAUGUGGUGACGUUCCUCACUGAAACCUGCAAAGUUGAUCCAUUUGUAGAAGACAGGUGGGGGAACCUACCAGUCGAUGACGCCAUGCAGUUCCGACAUGAUGAGAUAGUGAAGGUGCUGAAAGACUACCAGCAGGUCUUUCGGCAGCAGGAAAUGCAGCACACUGAGGCUGAGCAUUCCCCGAAGCUGGACACUAUUGAGGGCAUGGUGUGAUGUCUCUUUAAUAGAGUCCUCAAGCUGUAACAUGUCAGGGCAUUUGUGCAAUCUGUCAAGUUUUGAAAUUGGAAGCUCAAAUUGUAGCACAUAAAAUGUGUGCCAUACAAAGAAAAGAAUAUGACAAUAUACACAUGAAUGAACUAUGCAAACUGCAGUAAAGGAAGAGAUUUUUAUCAGUGAAAAGAAAAAUGGUAAGGAGAUGCAAAUAGAAUAUGAAGUAGACCAGAAAAUACAGUGCAGACAAUAGCCAGAGUACAAAUACAACAAGCCAAGAGAAUACAACAUUUGUGGGUUUGUGUGAAUAAUAACAUACCCUGUGAACAGCCUAAUGUCAAAUCAGUGUUGCUGGAAUACAUCGCCAACCUGGACACAAUGUUCAUGUUAUGGUGAGAUUUAUGUAGUGUUGUGGAGUGUCACAGAGCAGAUUUGAUAAACUCAAAAGAUCGAUAUUUAUACUUAUAAUGCGUCUCAUUUCUUACGACAGUACAUUUUUACUGUUAUCUAUUUUUAUUAUUCCAUUGUGCCUUGUUGAGACCUUUGAAUAUAUGUAAAACUAUAUAAUCUUAAAAAAGGAAAACAAGGGAAGGAUUUGUACAUGAUCCCAAUAUACAUAUUGUCAAAUACAUUGUAUAUAUUACGUUCUUCAGCUGUAAAUAAGUACACUGGAUUCUUGAUACAUAAAUACUAUAUAUAAGUAUUAUAAUAACAUUUAUGCACAUUUAAACUUUGCGUGAAUAACAAAUUCCAAAGAGUAAUUCAUUAUGUGAAAUAUUUUGACAUUGAACAUCUAUUAAACAUAUUUUAUUUAUCUGCCA
Messenger RNA from Morone saxatilis (striped sea-bass), 2720 nucleotides. RefSeq names its product glutaminase 2b (liver, mitochondrial) (gene gls2b). Gene Ontology annotation, biological process: L-glutamine catabolic process. Gene Ontology annotation, molecular function: protein binding; glutaminase activity. The transcript is spliced from 18 exons. The coding region runs from base 100 to 1902 and encodes 600 amino acids. The record is from RefSeq and is a predicted model, not a curated record. Lineage: Eukaryota; Metazoa; Chordata; Actinopteri; Moronidae.